AUGCGAACAUAUUCAACGACAGUUCUUGAGAUCAACGAGAGCUUUAUGGGAGCACCGUCGAGCAAACUGUCUCUUGUCAGCUUCUUCGAGACCAAGCCCAUGAUGAUUCCAUCCCUUCGAAAAGGGGUUAAGCGGGAGCUGCCUAGAAAGACGGAUCGACAGUGCCAAAGAACCGCCAUAGUGGGAUUGGGAGGAGUCGGAAAGACCCAAGUUGCUCUCGAAGUCGCAUUUCGUAUUCAAGAGCUCCGAGGGGGACCUGGAGACUGGCUCUUGAUAGUUGAUGAUGCUGAUGAUCAAGAAUUGUUCUUCGGCAAACCUGGCGAGACGAACGAAUCACCUCCGGCCUCAUCCCUGGACCAAUACCUUCCCUUCAGUCCUAUCGGAUCCAUUCUAUUUACCACAAGGAAUCAUGAAGCUGCAGUGGACCUACUUGGUUCGACUGACCAUAGGGUCACUAUUGAAGAAAUGAGCAAAACCGAAGGCAUUACGCUCCUGGAAAUGGGAUUGACAGAGAAACAAACCGGCGACCCGGUAAUGACUACUAAACUACUUAAGAAGCUUCAAAAUCUCCCCCUGGCAAUCAGAAAAGCCUCGGCGUUCAUGAUCAAGAAGCAAAUAACGGUGGCAGAGCACUUUGAGGACUCGCAUCGUUACAAGUCCAUUGCAAACCCGAUUGCAACAACGUGGUUGAUCUCGUUUCGGCAAAUUGAAGAGCGAGAUCUGUUAGCUGCCAAAUAUCUCAAGUACAUGAGCUUCCUGUCAAAGAAGGCUAUUCCAAAAUCUGCGAUUGGUACGCUCAAGGCCUAUGCUUUCAUUACGGCACGAGAAGAGCCGGAUAUUUACGAUAUUCAUCGGUUGGUUCGACGGGCGACACGCAAUUGGAUUGAACACGAAGGUAGUAAGGUGUUUUACGUCACAUCUAUGAUUCAACAUCUGGCCAAGGUGUAUCCACCUCCAAGAGCAGAGAACCAGGACUUGUGGGUAAAGUAUCUGCCACACGCCGAGACCGCCCUCAAAUUCCAGGAAUACUGUUCUGAUGGGGUCGCGAAAGAGAAGCUGCGAUUAAAUUUUGCCAAAAGUUGUAAUGUGAUUGGUGGCCUAGAAAGGUGCAAAGGGGAGGUCUCAAUGCACCAUCGAUCGUUCACUGAAGCGAUAGAGACCGAAGAUUUUAUGGAGAGCUUAAUAACAUUUCUUCAGCGGCUGGGAACAUUGGAAGUGGCAGAGCUACAUCAGUGCACAUCGUUCGGACUGAAAGAGGAGGGUUAUAGAAAUGAACUUUGCGAGCCUUUUGAAACUCUGUGUUUUACUAUUGGAGAUUUAGGGUUAUACUAA
Molecule: messenger RNA, 1332 nt
Organism: Ilyonectria robusta
Lineage: Eukaryota; Fungi; Ascomycota; Sordariomycetes; Hypocreales; Nectriaceae
Exons: 7
Coding region: 1-1332 (443 amino acids)
Source: RefSeq, a predicted model, not a curated record